CCUUCAAUCUAGCUAUUCUGUAAUGUUGCAAAGAACCUCUUUUACAGAUACUCAAAAAUAUGAACUUUGUUUAUAUGCUCGUGAUAACAAGGGAACUCAGUUAGAAUAUCACAAACUUGUUACUUUUCCAGAACUUGAGCUUGUGCUCAAAGAAUUUAUAUUAAUUUACCAAAGUCAGACUAUUUUAAGUGAUGUCUUGAUUAUUAAAAAGGCUAAAUUACUAGCGAGUGAAUUAAAGAUUUCUGAGGGUAAGUUACAAUUUUCUCAAGGAUGGCUUCAAAAAUUUAAGGAAAGAAAUAGAAUUCGUCAAAGAAUACUUCAUAGUGAAGAAGCAUCUGCUGAUCAAAAUGCUAUUAUCGAGUCUUUGCUAUUACUGCUAGAUAUAUAUACAAGAUAUCCUCUCAACAGAAUAUAUAACAUAGAUGAGACUGCCAAAUCAAACACUAGCAUCAUGAUGCUCGCAGGGUGUAAAAAGAAUAAGGAGCAUAUUUCUGUAGUAUUAUGUUCAAAUGCUAAUGGGUUUUAUAAGUUGAAUCCUCUUAUUAUUGGCAAUACCAAUGAUUCAGAGUUAGAUGGACUUAUUAAUGCAUUUAGUUCAUAUAACCUCCCUAAUGCAAUGAAGACUAAUGAAUAUCUUACAAUUAAUAAUGAGAACAUCAUUUAUGAAGAUGAAAGUGUUGAUAAAAAUAUUAUUGAAGUAGAUAAUGAGGAUGAUAGUAUUGAGAUUGUAACUGUUAGUGGUAGUUUAGCAUUGAAUAAUUUAGAAAAUAUUCGCAUGUUUUUACUUUAA
Messenger RNA from Dentiscutata erythropus, 790 nucleotides. The record is from the annotation of a GenBank genome assembly. Lineage: Eukaryota; Fungi; Glomeromycota; Glomeromycetes; Diversisporales; Gigasporaceae.